Messenger RNA from Rhizophagus irregularis DAOM 181602=DAOM 197198, 658 nucleotides. Lineage: Eukaryota; Fungi; Glomeromycota; Glomeromycetes; Glomerales; Glomeraceae. The record is from RefSeq and is a predicted model, not a curated record.
GGACGUUAUUUGUAGACAUGGAUGUCCGAAAGUUCUUUUGACUGACCAAGGGACACAUUUCGUAAACGAACUUUUAGAUUAGUUAUGUACUCGACUAGGUGUUAAACAUCACUUAUCAACCGCAUAUCGACCACAAACUAACGGGUUGACCGAACGAUUCAAUCGAACAUUAUGUGAGACUUUAGCAAAAUAUUCUAUGGAGGAUCAAUCGAAUUGGGACCUAUAUUUGCCUUCUGCGUUGUUUGCAUAUAGAACCAUCCGACAACAAACCACCCGAUUUGAACCCUUCUACCUUACUUACGGAAGGGAAGCAACUUUGCCGAUUGAAUUGAAAUUGCCUAGUGAUCCUACUGUUAUCAGAUCAGAUGUUCAACAAGACCAACAAGUUGAAGAUUUUCAGGAACAGUUUUACCAAAGGAUUCGGAUUAAUGUGCAUACUAGUCAAGAGAAACAAAAGCAACGAUAUGAUGCUCAAAUUCAUCCUAAACAAUACGCUAUUGGAGAACAAGUAUUGUUGAAGAAUUUCUGACCGAAGAAGCUGGAUACGAAGUGGAAUGGACCUUAUUAUGUGCAUGAUCGUCGUAACAAUGGAAAUUAUCAAUUACGAACAAUCGAUGGGAAAAUUCGUAAAAAGUGGGUGCAUGCCGACCAACUUCGU